Messenger RNA from Funneliformis geosporum, 264 nucleotides. NCBI's taxonomy places the organism in Eukaryota, Fungi, Glomeromycota, Glomeromycetes, Glomerales, Glomeraceae. The record is from the annotation of a GenBank genome assembly.
AUGGAUAUGGAACUGAAAGCAAUAAAAAAGUAUUGUUAUAAAUAUGGUAUUGGAAUCGAAAAUAAUGAAAGGGAAUCAGCUAUUUGGUAUAAACGCGCGGCCAAUAACGGAAAUACAACAGCAAAAUUUUAUCUCGCUGAAUGUUAUCGAUUAGGGAAAGGAAUCAAAAAGAAUGAAAUUAAAGCAUUUGAAUUUUAUAAAAUGUUGAGCGAAAGUGAAAUUUCUGAUGCACAAUUUCAACUUGGAAAUUGUUUUUUUUUAUGA